Molecule: messenger RNA, 1456 nt
Organism: Brassicogethes aeneus
Lineage: Eukaryota; Metazoa; Arthropoda; Insecta; Coleoptera; Nitidulidae
Source: the annotation of a GenBank genome assembly
CACUUAUUCAGUUCUAACUCUCGUGGUGUGCACACCACCAACAAAAUUUAUUUAUUAAUGACUUCCUAGAAAUUUGAUUUAACAGUUUUCAAGUCUUACAAAAUGCGUGGGAUUUAUUUAAUCCUGUUGUUUUUAGUGAAUUUUACUGGACAUUUACUUACACAAGUUCCUCCUCAAGUCUUAGGAAAUCAACAUGUAAAACAAGAGAAAAGGAUAAGCCAACAAAUACUAGACAUCUUGGAGCAUUACAAACAAAAAGACCCGGUGGGUAUACCGGGUGCUCCGAUUCCAGACCCUUUAGAUGUACCACCAAUACAGAGAUCCAUUUCAUUUAGUACCAUUAAGAUGAUGAAUAUGAAAAUGUAUGGCUUAAAGAAUUUCCGGAUAAGUUCAGUUAAAGCUAACAUUGCUAAAAUGGAAGUUGAAGCCGCCCUAGACAUAGAUACACUAAAUGUUAUCGGGAACUAUACCCUUUCGACUUUAUUCAGCUCUACAAAGGGACCAUUUACAGUAAAACUCAGUAAAGUCUACGUAAAGGCCACAGCUAAACUGGAAAUAGACAAAGAUGGACACCUGGAGGCACAGGAUAUGCUGAUGGAUAUGAAGUUUAAAGACAUGUCGAUGGAUUUCAAAAACCUGGGCAGUUUCGCAUCACUUCUGCAAGGCAUUAUGAAUUCAAUGGGUACUUUUGUUUUCGACUCUAUUAAGCCGUUUGUGAUCGAGCAAGUUAGUAGAGAUAUUCGAAAGCAAAUGAAUACGGAAGUUCAAAAGUUUCCUAAGAAAUUUCCUAAUUCGAUAACUCCGUUCGAUCAGCUUGUAUCCGAGGUGAGGAAGAAAGUCAGGAAGAUGGGAUACGAUCCGUAUAGAGUUCCUGAUUAUAAUACCACUGUGGGUGUGUUGGACAUAUAUCUUAGCCAUACGUGGGUGUAUGGUAUUUCUUCUUUCUACAGAACCAGAGAUAUUGUUUUUGAAGUUAAAAAUAACACUGUUUCCGCGCUACUUGAAGUGGGAACCCAAAAAUUACUUGGUACCAGUCAUUGGAAUUUUAACUUGGUUGCUGGUAUGAUGACAAGAAGUGGCACCAUCGAGUUCAGCGUCGAAUAUAUAAAGGUUGCAGUUUUGGUAAGUCAAACCAUGGACACCCGAAAUCCUCCGAACCUUGAUGACAUCCAAAUUGAACUUGGAAAUAUUCAAAUAAGAUUUGACGGGCUAGGUACCACAGAUUAUUUUAUCGAAUUUGCUAUAAAUGUUUUGCCAAAUUUACUGAGAUAUCAAAUAAUGGAUGCACUAGAGAAGCCGGUUAAAUUAAGAAUCCAAGAGGUUUUGAAUACUGUUAAUGUGGAAAAAUUAGUGAGAGAAAAUGCCGACAAAAUAGAUGACCAGAAAGCUUUAGAGAAAAUGUUUUAAGUAAACUACUUUUUUAUUUAUUUAUGCUAAUAAAAUGUUUUCUUCUUUA